Styela clava is the source of this 2422-nucleotide messenger RNA. RefSeq names its product membrane progestin receptor gamma-like. NCBI's taxonomy places the organism in Eukaryota, Metazoa, Chordata, Ascidiacea, Stolidobranchia, Styelidae. Gene Ontology annotation, molecular function: signaling receptor activity. The record is from RefSeq and is a predicted model, not a curated record. Gene Ontology annotation, cellular component: membrane.
GUCCAAUUCAUGUGCUACAUUGCAUUUAUUGAAAUGGGAAUUCAAUAUCAAAUCGUAUUAGAUUGUGCUCUGAUUAAUAUUAAUUAACGCUGUCACACUAUUGUAGACACAUUGUGAGUUAUUGGCGAUAUCUUUGCGUGCAAAGUUGGAUGUUAAAAAUUUAGUGCCUGAUGAGACCUUCCAAUUUUUUGUAGCAAAGAUCGAGUAGGAUUAAUUAUAAUAUAAUGUAGACUGUAGUGCUCUGCGAGAAAUCCGUUGUUGCUUUACCGUCAUGGAAAACAAUAAAAUCUUGGAAAAUAUGGAAUGUCAUAAAAAAUGCUGUUGUGCUGAAGAAAAUGUUUCUAAGACACAUAGUGUUGUAGGAAGAUUUUUCACAUUCUGUGCUUUACAUUUGUUUGGAUUUGACAGACAUAACACUACAAGCUGUAUGAAACGGAAACAAAAGAAAGAAGUGUCCCGAGAUGCUUGGCUACAGUCGUUCGGUUUACUCAGAUCUAAAGAUGUUCCAUCAAAUCUGCAAGAAGUUCAUCUCAUUGUGGGAUACAGACCGAAUCCAUCUUCAUUUUCUUAUUGCUUGAAAAGCAUUUUCUAUCCAACCAAUGAAAUGAUGAAUUUCUGGACGCAUUUUGUUGCUUUUGUCAUUCUUGUCUAUCGCUUUUAUACAAUAUUUGCUUAUAAACUUCAGGGGCCACUGAAUGAUCCACUGUAUUAUCCUGUAUGGGUGUAUUGUUUUGGGUUUUCUGGAAUGCCAUUUGGUAGCUGCCUUGCCCAUCUUUUUAACUGUUAUUCUCGAAAUGUACGAGAAGCUUGCUGGUUUUGUGAUUAUGUUAGCAUAACAUUGAGCACAUUUGCUAGCGCUAUUGUAUAUCAUCAUUUUAUUUGCCCAUACACUUGUAUCGGAGUAUCCUAUGAUUAUUACAUUGAAGCCUUGGGAGUGGUAAGCAUUUUAGGUCAUGCAGCAUGUUGUUAUUCUCGAAGAAUGACUUCAGGUAUCCGGUAUCUCUUCAGAAGCUUAGUUUUUGUUUUUCUGUAUGUCGCAAGCACUCUGCCGUGUGCGUAUUUAUAUAUCUUCAGGGCUGCGGAAUCCCUUACUUUGAUGAGUACAUAUGAUGUACAUGAUGAUAAGAGAUGUGUGUUGGAUUCAACUAAUUUCAUUCCAUUGUUAUCAUUAGUCACUAUAUUUUGUUUCCUCACAAUGUACUUCAAUGUUUCCAAAGUUCCAGAAAAAUAUUUUCCAGGAACCUUUGACAUCAUUGGCCAUUCACACAACUGGAUGCAUAUCUGCAUUGGACUUGCAUUUUAUUUUCAAACAUACCUUUUGGAAGGUCCAUUGUUGGAAGCAGAUGCUAGAAGAGCGACAAACACACUAACACCUGAGGAUCUUCACAUAACUUGGUGGAAUACCAUCGGGAUUAUGACAACUACUGCAGUGUGCUGUUUCGCUACAUCAUCUAUCAUGACAUACAAUCUACCAUGUAGCAGUAAAAAAGAAACUACAGUGAAUGGAAAUUGCCGCUAAAACAAAAUUUUUUACUAUUUUUGUUUAACAAAAGCAUUUUAAAAGCGUACUAUUCGGUUCUAAUUAUUAUAUCAUGAUUUUGCUGUAAUGCUGCUUGUUUUGCCUUGCAUUGACACCAAAAAAUUAAUUUAUUCGUAGAUAACUUUUUUACUUUGUGACUUGAAAAUAUUACCGUACUCGACGCUUAAAAAAUUACUAAAUAUACAAAGCUUAUCUAUAAAACAAAUUCGGAUUAAUUUUACACAUCAUUGAAUUUUAUAUUCUUGAAAUAAUGAUAUGAUGUCUAUUAAUUUGGAACCUUGAAAAAAGAUUCCAGUAAAAGUGGUUUUGCCUAUCAGGUAUCACUGUCUUACCUCUCAGGAUAGGAUAAAUUCGAAAUCCUACUUUUCGCAUAUGUCUCGAGUAGUCUGAUGUAUUUGUGUAUUAUGCAGUGAUUGUAAUAUUUAUUUUUAUUUGUUAUUAUUAUCAUAGAAUUUAGUAAUAUCAAUAUUUAUAUCAAAAUGUGCUGUGACAUUCUAAUGCUUAAUGCUGAAGUUUGAAAAAAAACUGUGAUUAAUAAUUAUUUUAUUUGCUCCUAUUAGUGAAGUCUUUUGAAUGAGGUGCAUGAUUUGUCACAUAUCUAUACUGAGUAAAAAUUUAUUGGUUUUGAGCUAGACAUAGUCAUAAUACAUUAAAAUUAAGACGCACAGCACACACAUGGUGAUUGGAUUGUUAUGUUCUAUUGUCUGACAUUGCUUAAAUAUUUAACAUAAAAUUUUUUCUUAUUAGACUGACAUGAUUGGUUUCAACAUCUAUGCUUGUGGAGCAACUUGUAGUUGAAUUGAAUGAAUUAGCUGGGUAUUUAUGCUGUAAUUGUUUUAUUAAUCAUUUGUUACAUUCAAAUAAAGUCUAUGCGUUGUUCAA